CCUAUUCACCACAAGCUGUAAAGUUUGGAAGAGCUGAAUGAAAGAGAGCAUUAGAAGGGUAAAGGAAAGAGGAAAAUCAGUUUGGCAUUAUCAGUGGGAACACUGCUUUUCAGAAUCAAAGUUGCAGGUAAUUGUAAAGGGUGUCAGGUUUAAGGACUAUCACUCAGCCACGCACCAGAGAGAACACUAGUGAUACACUUAAAGGAACGACAGAACGCAAGAUGGAUCGCAAAAUCCCCGAUUUUGCUGGUACUUGGAAAAUGAAAAGCUCCGAGAACUUCGAAGAGCUUCUCAAAGCACUGGGUGUGAACGUGAUGCUGCGUAAGAUUGCGGUCGCAGCUGCAUCAAAGCCAUCUGUGGAGAUUACGCAGGACGGAGAAACCCUGUCAAUCAAGACCUCCACCUCUGUAAGGACCACCCAUGUCACCUUCACAGUUGGACAGGAGUUUAAUGAGGCCACUGUGGAUGGACGUCCCUGCACGAGCUUUCCUCGCUGGGAAACAGACAGCAAGAUUAGUUGUGAACAGACUUUGCAGAAGGGUGAGGGUCCAAAAACCUCAUGGACCAGGGAGAUGACCAAUGACGGUGAACUGAUUCUGACCAUGACCGCAGACGAUGUCGUGUGCACAAGAGUUUAUGUCAGAGAGUGAAAGUAUGAGGAAACAGGAAGAACAUCCAUCCAGAUCACUCUCUUUCAUCGUUAAAAACAAUGACUUUGAUUUUAUAUCAUCUAUUUCCUUUCUCCCUCAUCUCAUCUCUUCUUUUCUUUUUUUUCUUUUUUGACAGUGUAUUUGAAUAAUACUUCAGAGAGCCAUGCAAAUAAUUCAUGUGAGAAAUUGGGUCCUGAUUUGUCAUUUAACAAAUACAUCAUUUUGGGCUCAAAGGCACUUUUAAGGGUUGGCCUUCACAUAGAUGAAUAUCUGGAAAUCUGAAGCUUGGAAACCAGACUUUGGUGAGACAGUCCAAAUCACCACUGAAAUAAUAUCAGUCAAGGUGCGGUCAUAUUUACUAUUGUAAAAUUUCACAGGCGAAAUCCAGUUGUUUUUUGUAGUGAUCUACAUUAAUGGGAAUUUCGAGUAAGGGUGAAAGAUUUCCCCACUCAGAUUUCAGAAAAAGUUCAAGUUGGGUUGAAAUGACUUCUGUGUUGCGAAAUUUGGAUAGUUUUUUAAUUAAAAUUGACUGUUAAUUUACAGUAAAUUUGACUAUAUUCAGUUGAUUAUGAGAAGUUUUUGCCUUGAUUUUAAUUUGCUGUUGGCACAGUUUAUAAACCUUACUGCAUAAUUUGAAACAGAUACAAAAGGCAGAUAAAAUGUUUCAAUUCAUUCCAUCACAAUAUCCAAUCAACAUUUUAACAUUUUAUGAGCACAUUUGAUUCAAAAUUACACUGUUCGUUGAAAUCUCCAAUUCAUUCUUAUGUAACAUUCUGUACCAAAGGGCGCGGAGCUAAGCAAAGGGUCAGUUGUAAUUAGAACCCCAUGAAGCUCCAAUCCCAACCUUCUCUUUUCAUCUUUAAUUUUUUGUAUAUAUUUUAAUAAAACCUGAAUCUGAAGUUU
Molecule: messenger RNA, 1553 nt
Organism: Sinocyclocheilus grahami
Lineage: Eukaryota; Metazoa; Chordata; Actinopteri; Cypriniformes; Cyprinidae
Product: cellular retinoic acid-binding protein 2-like
Exons: 4
Coding region: 222-650 (142 amino acids)
Molecular function (GO): lipid binding
Source: RefSeq, a predicted model, not a curated record